This is a messenger RNA of Polyodon spathula (Mississippi paddlefish), 688 nucleotides long. RefSeq names its product H3 histone, family 3C (gene h3f3c). Gene Ontology annotation, molecular function: structural constituent of chromatin; protein heterodimerization activity; DNA binding. NCBI's taxonomy places the organism in Eukaryota, Metazoa, Chordata, Actinopteri, Acipenseriformes, Polyodontidae. The coding region runs from base 148 to 558 and encodes 136 amino acids. The transcript is spliced from 4 exons. The record is from RefSeq and is a predicted model, not a curated record. Gene Ontology annotation, cellular component: nucleosome.
GCCGCGGCCAUUUUCCCGCCGGACGCUCCAGUUUCAUUGUGUGAGACAUUAAAUACCGAGGCGGCGAGACACAAAACAGCGCGUUUAAACACAAAUAAGCGCCCUUUCUCUCAGCUCGAACCAGCACCUUGAACCCGCAGCAGCAGAAUGGCUCGUACCAAGCAGACAGCCCGCAAAUCCACCGGGGGGAAGGCGCCCCGCAAGCAGCUCGCCACCAAGGCAGCCCGCAAGAGCGCGCCCUCCACCGGCGGCGUGAAGAAACCGCAUCGCUACAGGCCCGGUACCGUGGCCCUGCGUGAGAUCCGCCGGUACCAGAAGUCCACAGAGCUGCUGAUCCGCAAGCUGCCCUUCCAGCGUCUGGUGAGAGAGAUCGCCCAGGACUUCAAGACCGACCUGCGCUUCCAGAGCGCUGCCAUCGGAGCCCUGCAGGAGGCCAGCGAGGCUUACCUGGUUGGGCUCUUUGAGGACACCAACCUGUGUGCCAUCCACGCCAAGAGAGUCACCAUCAUGCCCAAAGACAUCCAGCUGGCCCGCCGCAUCCGCGGGGAACGCGCCUAGAACACGCCUAGAACACGCCUAGAACACGGCUACCAGCAGGGAAACAAAAUGAAGCUAACGAAGACAACAAUAAUAGCAAAAGAGAAAAAAUUAUAUAUAUCUUUUUAUGAAUAAUAAUGUUUUCCAUUUA